Diospyros lotus (date-plum) is the source of this 1081-nucleotide messenger RNA. Its product is annotated as 17.4 kDa class III heat shock protein. NCBI's taxonomy places the organism in Eukaryota, Viridiplantae, Streptophyta, Magnoliopsida, Ericales, Ebenaceae. The transcript is spliced from 3 exons. Bases 190 to 630 code for a protein of 146 amino acids. The record is from RefSeq and is a predicted model, not a curated record. Gene Ontology annotation, biological process: response to heat; protein complex oligomerization; response to salt stress.
AGACAUUUCCCUCAGUGCAGUAAUGUUCCAAGGAUAGACUGCCGUCUGCCCAUUACGAAGUUGCUCUUCUAGUUUCCUUCUGAGCCCCGUAAUUUUCUCGCCCGUUUCUUGCGAACCAAACAGCUCUUCCUUCUUCUCUUCUGCAGAUUAUUUUACCUUUGAGAGAAUCUGUUAAUUUUCCCGAAAAAAAUGAGCUCUGUGGUGGAUUUUGAUCACCUGUUAAACUUCCCGGAGAGUGUGGGGAAACUUGUAUUUCCUUCAGGGGUGAAUGAGACAGAGAACAGGGGAGUCUAUGGCAUCCCUGUUGACAUUAUGGACACUCCCAAAGAGUACAUUUUCUACAUGGAUGUCCCCGGAUUAUCCAAGUCUGAAAUUCAGGUCACUGUUGAGGACAACACCCUGGUGAUCAGGAGCCAUGGAAAGAGGAAGCGUGAAGAGGAUGAAGAAGGCUGCAAGUACAUCAGGCUUGAAAGGCGGGCACCCCAGAAGCUGCUAAGGAAGUUCCGGUUGCCCAACAAUGCCAACAACUCUGCCAUCAGCGCCAAGUGCAAAAAUGGGGUGUUGACUGUGGUUGUGGAGAAGCUGCCGCCGCCACCCAAGCCCAAGACUGUUGAGGUUGCCAUUGCCUGAAAGGACUAGCUGCAUCUCCAAGUUAUCUGUUGGUUCAACUCUCAUCAUUAUAACUUAUUUAUAGAUAGUAGAACUUAUUUAUAGAUGGUUGUCUCCUUUGGGAGUUAUAUUCAACUCUGUUGUCGGUAGGACUUAUUGGUAGAUAGCAGCAUCUCCUUUGGGAGUGUAGCUGGAUCUGGCUCUAGUUUUUGGGAUCUGCAUGGUGCUUUGGGGAUUGUUUUGCAUUUGCAAAAUUCAAGAUGGCUACCUUAAAGAUGUUCUCUACCAAGACUAAGUGACAUUUAUCUCUCUCUUGGCUAUUGAUGUGAACUCAUAAAUACUUGUAAACUUAUUCAACAGUCCAGUGAUCAUGCCAACCAAGGGUGUUGGAUGAUUGCGUGUUAAUUUACUCUCAAGGGAGAUUUAUAUUGUGAUCACAGGAGACUAUUAUAACAUCUCACUACUAGGUCAA